UUACCACGUUUCGGAACUGUGCAGAGAUUCAAUGAAACGGGAUCAUGAGUGAUACACAGAAAAGCACGAGGAACUCAACAGAUAUGAAAAAUGAAGAUGGGUAUGAAAUCUCCAUUCCUUUUGAGGACAGCAAUGUGGAUCAGUCUGGCUACUACAACCAGAAUGACCAAAUUUUUGAUGAGCCCGCAGUUUCGGCCCAGACUCCCCCCUGUAGCCCGUACCUGCUGAUCUCCAACCUGCGUGCCCAACUUCAGAUCUCUCUGGAGAAGAACUCAUGGCUGCAGAAACGCAUUGAGGAUCUGGAGGAAGAGAGAGACUUCUUACGCUGUCAGCUGGAUCGAUUCAUCUUCACCACUAAGAGUCGUGAGAGAAAUGGUGAGGAAAAGGAUCUCUGUGAAGAAUGGCAGGAUCUGAGUGCUGAGACAUCACACACGGCCCCCCAGAAGCCCCUCACACGCAGGGUGUCGACUCCCUCUCCAUCUCCCAUGACAACCCGCUCUGGCCAAGUUCCAACGCGCCACCAGACUCAGAAGCGUAGACGAAGCAACAGUGCACAAGAUGAAGAGGAGGAGGAUGUGAUAGAGGAAGAGGAGUAUCUGGAAGAAGAGGGCUACCUGGAGGAGGAGGAGCUGUUGACGGAUGAGGACGAUGAGGGGUCAGACAGUAAGGGUUCGAAGAGGAGUCGGUCAGGCAGCAGGUCCAGUAACGGCCAGCCCAGAGUGAAACGGACCCGCGUGUUCCGCAUCACCCGUGGCAUGGAGAGACAGAGAGUGAAAGACCCGGCUGGAGUUCUGCUGCGUUAUAAGAAGAUCCUGGUGACCUAUCAGAAGCUGAAGAGCAUGUCCAGGGCUUUUCAGGCCCACGGGGUGGACCGCAACACCGUCGCCUCGACCACGCCCAUAGCCGAGCUGCUCCUGGUCGCCCCCGAGAAGGUGGCGGACGUCGGUGAGUUCGACCCCUCCAAAGAGAAGCUUCUAGACUACGCGCGGCGCUGCUACAAAGCCCUCGAUGAAGCCACUCACGCUAAAGUGCAAGCUUUGAAAAAGAACAACCUGCUACUUCCCAUCUCCUACAGAUUCAGGAACUGAGGCGGCGCUGAAUCCUCCACGCUUACUGGUCCAGUUGACGAGAACUGGGAUACGCCAGCAGAGCUAGAGUAGCUGAUUGGGUUUUGUUCAGAUUCUGAGUGGAUUUUUCCUUCUACCUCAGCUCCUGUUAAAAAUCAUUUCAAGGACCAAAGGUCAUAGACUCUGAAGCCUCAGGUGUGUGGCACUUCUCCACGACGUUCUUGGUGGUCAGAGCGAGAAAUUAUAAAGGGUUAUUUAAGAACCUUUUUCAUUUGACUAUCAAGAACUUGACAGUUAAAGGAAAUGGUUAAUGUGCUCGAGGAGGUGUGUUCUGUAGAUCUGAACGACACACACACAGGGUUGAGAUGUGAGUGGUUUGAGUGCAGACAAAGAGAAUGUCGCUGACAGUUGAAAGAGACCAUUCAGGAAAAAGAAUCAAAUGGGAGAUGUUUAAAAAAAGAAUGAGAAAAUGGAGCAAAUAAAUCAUGUUUUUGAAAAUAGUAGUCGUUCACUGUACCAUAAGGGCCUUUAUUUUUUUCUUUUUUAUACAAAUGUCUAUUUUUUUUUCCAAAAAAAGAUCUUUAAAAGCUUCAGAUUUGCCUAUCUCCCAUAGCAA
Chanos chanos (milkfish) is the source of this 1683-nucleotide messenger RNA. RefSeq names its product coiled-coil domain containing 106b (gene ccdc106b). The transcript has 6 exons. The record is from RefSeq and is a predicted model, not a curated record. NCBI's taxonomy places the organism in Eukaryota, Metazoa, Chordata, Actinopteri, Gonorynchiformes, Chanidae. The coding region runs from base 45 to 1088 and encodes 347 amino acids. Gene Ontology annotation, cellular component: nucleoplasm.